CGGCUCCCGUCGCGGUCGCCGGGGCUCGCGGAGCGGCGCAGCGCGGCGGGACGGGGAGCUGCUGUGGCGUCUGCUCGUUCCACUCUGGGUUCAGUGCAGCCGACCGGGUGAGGCCGGGCUCGCGUAGGGGCGGGGGCCAGACGGAGGUGCGGCAGGACCCGGGCCACUGCCUUCGCAGGCUCCCGGGGCCGGCCACUCCUUGGCAGCGUGCUCAUGCAUCCGGAGCCCGCCCCGCCCCCGAGCACCAGCCACCCCGAGCUUCCCCUCAGCGGCGGCAACUCCACCAGCGGCAGCCGUCGGAGCCGCCGCCGCAGCGGGGACGGGGAGCUCCCGGGGGCCCCGCCGCCGCCGUCCGCCGUCACCUACCCGGACUGGAUCGGCCAGAGUUACUCGGAGGUGAUGAGUCUCAACGAGCACUCGAUGCAGGCGCUGUCCUGGCGCAAGCUCUACCUGAGCCGCGCCAAGCUCAAAGCCUCCAGCCGGACUUCAGCUCUGCUCUCUGGCUUCGCCAUGGUGGCCAUGGUAGAGGUUCAGCUGGACGCCGAACAUGACUACCCACCAGGGCUGCUCAUUGUCUUCAGCGCUUGUACCACGGUGCUGGUAGCUGUGCAUCUGUUUGCACUUAUGAUCAGCACCUGCAUCCUGCCCAACAUAGAGGCAGUGAGCAAUGUGCACAACCUCAACUCCGUCAAGGAGUCACCCCAUGAGCGCAUGCACCGCCACAUCGAGCUGGCCUGGGCCUUCUCCACUGUUAUUGGGACGCUGCUCUUCCUGGCCGAGGUCGUAUUGCUCUGCUGGGUCAAGUUCUUACCCCUCAAGAAGCAGCCGGGCCAGCCGAGCCCCACCAGCAAGCCUUCAGCCAACCCAGGCUACAAUAACAGCAGCAGUGGCAUCACCCCAGGCCAGGCAGCAGCCAUCGCCUCCACUGCUAUCAUGGUGCCCUGUGGCCUGGUCUUUAUCGUCUUUGCUGUCCACUUCUACCGAUCACUGGUUAGCCAUAAGACGGACCGACAAUUCCAGGAGCUCAAUGAGCUGGCCGAGUUUGCCCGAUUGCAGGACCAGCUGGACCACAGAGGGGACCACCCCCUGACCCCUGGGAGCCACUACGCCUAAGCCCUCACCACUGAGCUCUUCAGAGCUUUAUUAUGCCCUACCCCAUGACCUUGUCCUGCCAGUCCAGAGGACAGCCUGUGCAGGGGGCUAGGCUUCACCUGGGCAUAGUGGAGGGAAGAGGCUUUAAAAAAAGAUUGCACUUUGAGAUUUUUCCACCAAGAAAAUAAGCACUCCCUGUUCUUCCAGCUGUGGGUCUCCCUCCUGGGAAGAGGUGGUGGGGGCCAGUGGGAACAGAUGCUCUCUUUGUCCCUAUUCCACCCCUGUGCCAGUGAUACCCGGAUGCUUCCUGUUCCUUCCCUCUCCACCGCCCUCCCCAUUCAACAGUCUAGAGUAUGUAUGUGUGUAAUGUAUGUGUGUGUGUGUGUGAGCACAAAAAUAUACUGAUAAGGGACCCCA
Messenger RNA from Perognathus longimembris pacificus (Pacific pocket mouse), 1509 nucleotides. It is a transcript of the gene Orai1, whose product is annotated as ORAI calcium release-activated calcium modulator 1. Gene Ontology annotation, biological process: store-operated calcium entry. NCBI's taxonomy places the organism in Eukaryota, Metazoa, Chordata, Mammalia, Rodentia, Heteromyidae. The coding region runs from base 214 to 1113 and encodes 299 amino acids. The transcript has 2 exons. Gene Ontology annotation, molecular function: store-operated calcium channel activity. Gene Ontology annotation, cellular component: membrane. The record is from RefSeq and is a predicted model, not a curated record.